AAAACGAAUCUCGCCGGAAGAUCACGGCCGCAAUCUUACAAUCCCUGUAGACAGCAAACAUCGAAUCCAAUCUACCACCGCGUCAAAAUGAAAUUGUCCAUCGCCACUCUCGUCGCCCUUCCGGCCGCCACCGUCGCUCUUUCCUCGAAAGCCCCCGCCGCGCGCAAUCCGUCGCCGGUCAUCAAGGCCAUGGCCAACGGCAUGACGCUCCUAAAGCCCGUCUUUGGGGUCGAGGCCAAGAUCCAGGCCUCCGUCCUCGGGGGAAGCGUCGACGAGGCCUCGGUCUCGGAAGAAAUCGCCUCGGAGAUCAAGUCCAACGACGUGGUCAUCUACACCUACGGGCUCUCCCCGUUCUCGUCGGAGGCCACGGCCAUCCUCGAUGCUACCGGCUGCAGCUACGACAAGAUCGAGCUCGGAGCCGAGUGGUUCUUGCUCAACGGAAAGGACUCCGUCAAGCGCGUCCUUCUCUCGGAAUGCGUCGACAACGGGGCCACGUCCCUGCCCAAGGUCUUUGUCAAGGGGGAAUGCAUCGGGGGAUGCGCCGAGCUCGCCGAGAGCGUGUCGACCGGGACCUUUGACGAGCUCUUGAAGAAGGGAAGCAGCACUCAGGGCAAAAAGAAGAGUUUCCUCCCCUUCUUCUAAACAAAGCACAAUAGAGUAUAAUAUUAUAG
This is a messenger RNA of Pseudo-nitzschia multistriata, 671 nucleotides long. The record is from the annotation of a GenBank genome assembly. Lineage: Eukaryota; Bacillariophyta; Bacillariophyceae; Bacillariales; Bacillariaceae.